This is a messenger RNA of Neurospora tetrasperma FGSC 2508, 3687 nucleotides long. RefSeq lists its product as uncharacterized. NCBI's taxonomy places the organism in Eukaryota, Fungi, Ascomycota, Sordariomycetes, Sordariales, Sordariaceae. The transcript has 4 exons. Gene Ontology annotation, cellular component: nucleus; 90S preribosome. The record is from RefSeq and is a predicted model, not a curated record. Bases 36 to 3518 code for a protein of 1160 amino acids. Gene Ontology annotation, biological process: endonucleolytic cleavage of tricistronic rRNA transcript (SSU-rRNA, 5.8S rRNA, LSU-rRNA); ribosome biogenesis; maturation of SSU-rRNA from tricistronic rRNA transcript (SSU-rRNA, 5.8S rRNA, LSU-rRNA). Gene Ontology annotation, molecular function: GTPase activity; U3 snoRNA binding; GTP binding.
AACUUGCAAAAAGUUCACGGACACCAGCCGUAAUCAUGGCCGACGUCCAAGCCCACAAACCCCAUCGGGCUUCCAAGAAGUCCAAGGAGAAGGGGGCCUCCAAGCACACAGGUGAAAAGAACCCCAAGGCCUUUGCCUUCUCCAACCCUGGUAAGCUUGCCAGACAAGCCGCCAGAUCUCACGAUAUCAAAGAGAAGCGUCUUCACGUCCCUGCCGUCGACCGUCUCCCCGAUGAACCACCCCCAAGACUCGUCGCCAUCGUAGGCCCCCCUGGUGUAGGAAAGACCACCCUUCUCAAGUCUUUCAUUCGACGAUAUGCAAAGGAAACCAUCCAAGAUCCGGUGGGACCUAUCACGGUCGUCACCUCCAAGAAGCAGAGAUUGACCUUCAUCGAAUGCGCCAACGAACUCGAGGCCAUGGUCGACAUUGCAAAGGUCGCCGACAUUGUCCUUCUCAUGAUCGAUGGAAACUUCGGCUUCGAGAUGGAGACUAUGGAGUUCCUUAACGUCCUCGCCGCCACGGGUAUGCCCGGCAACGUCUUUGGCAUCCUCACCCAUCUCGACCUGUUCAGGAAGCCCCAAGCACUAAAGGAGGCAAAGAAGAGGUUAAAGCACAGACUUUGGAGCGAACUCUACCAGGGUGCCCACCUUUUCUACCUUUCCGGUGUCCUGAACGGCCGUUACCCCGAUCGCGAAAUCCACAACCUCUCCCGCUUCUUGUCCGUCAUGAAGAACCCCCGCCCGCUCGUUUGGCGCAACUCCCACCCUUACACCAUCAUCGACAACUACCGUGAUGUCACCCACCCCACCCAGAUCGAAGAAGACGAGAAAUGCGACCGAACGAUUGAACUCUCCGGUUACCUGCGUGGUACGAACUUUUCCGCCGAGGGCCAAAGGGUACAUAUUGCUGGUUUGGGCGACUUUACAAUCAAAGAGAUGGAACAAUUGCCGGAUCCUUGCCCGACUCCCGCUAUGGAACAAGCGCUGGCCAAGGCCAGUGGCAAGACUGGCAGAAGGCGACUCGACGAGAAGGACAAAAAGCUCUGGGCGCCCAUGGCGGACCGCAGCGGCUUGAAGAUUACUGGCGAUCACAUCGUUAUCACUAGGGAGAACGGCUUCACAUUCGAUAAGGAUGCUGUGGGCGUUGAGCGCGGCGAAGGAGAACAGCUCAUCAUCGACCUGCAGAACGAGAGGCGUCUCCUUGGUCAAACGGACGAGGGUGUCAAGCUGUUCGCGAGCGGACAAAAGAUCAACCAGCUCCCUGUCGAGGACGAGGAUGUUGGAAACACUGGCCGCAAGAGCCGAAGGACCGCCAGACUUGCCGAUGGCGAGAGUGGUGAACCGCCUGAGGACGAAGGCUUCGAAAGCGGAGAGGAGGAUGAGAUGGAGGAUGGAUCCGAUGUCGAGUCCGAGUUCAACGAGAUGAAGCUGGGCAAGAUGUUCAGGAAACAGACCGACGACGACCAAGAAGAGGACAUCGCCUUUGCCGACAGUGACUCCGACCUUGGUUCGAUAUCCGGCGAUGAAGACCAAGGAUCCGACUUUGACGAUGACGAGGACGACGAGGAGGAUCCUGAGCUCAAGUGGAAGGACAACAUGAUGGAGCGCGCAAGUCAGAUACACGGAAGGAGGAAACCCUUCCGCGCUGUCGACUUGGCGAGGUACAUGUACGACGAGUCGAUGGCCCCUAUAGAAGCCAUCAAGAAAUGGGCCGGUCAAGACGACGAGGAGGAGAUCGAAGAGAAUAUCGAAGAGGACGACGAAACCUUCUUCCGGAGGACUGGCAAGGAGGACAAAGAGGACUCUUGGGAGGAUCGCAUGAUUCCCAAGUUCGACUACGAACAACUCGAAGCCAAGUGGUCUGACAAGGACGCUGUCGAGGCUCUCCGAAACAAGUUCGCCACCGCCAACCUACUUGACGACGCUGAGGGUGAGGGCGAAGAUGGUUCGGAUUUCGAGGGUCUUGAUGACGAGGACGACGACGACGAAGGUGACGGUGCUUUUGAGGAUCUCGAGACAGGGGAGAAGCACGGCGCUGACGACGAGGAUGAAGAAGAAGAAGAGGAGGAAGGAGAGGAGCAGCCAGCAGAAAGCCUUGAAGCCGAGCGUGAGAAGAACGCCCGCCGAAAGGAGGAGCUCAAGCUUCGCUUCGAAGAGGAAGAUCGUGAAGGUUUCAAGAACGACAAGGCGAUUGCCAGGCGAGAAGGUGGCAAUGAUGACGAGUUUGGAGAGGACGACUGGUAUGACGCUCAAAAGGCCAUGAUCCAGAAGCAGCUCGACAUCAACAAGGCGGAAUACGAGAACCUUGAUGAAAGCCAAAGGAUCGCUGUCGAAGGCUACAAGGCCGGCAAGUACGCCAGGAUGGUCAUCGAGGGUGUCCCAGCAGAGUUCGUCAAGAACUUUAAGCCACGGAUGCCGAUCGUUGUCGGAGGUCUUUCGGCCACGGAGGACAGAUUCGGCUUUGUGCAAGUUAGAAUCAAGAAGCACCGUUGGCACAAGAAGAUUCUCAAGACGGGAGAUCCCCUCAUCUUCUCCCUCGGCUGGCGCCGAUUCCAGUCUCUUCCCAUCUACUCCAUCUCUGAUUCUCGGACGAGAAACAGGAUGCUGAAGUAUACUCCGGAGCACAUGCACUGCUUCGGUACCUUCUACGGCCCCCUGUGUGCCCCCAAUACGGGUUUCACAUGUUUCCAGUCCUUCUCUUCCGCCAACCCCGGGUUCCGUAUUGCGGCUACCGGUACAGUAUUGAGCGUAGACGAGUCUACCGAGAUCGUCAAGAAGCUCAAGCUGACCGGUACACCAUACAAGAUCUUCAAGAACACGGCCUUCAUCAAGGACAUGUUCAAUUCGGCGCUGGAAAUCGCCAAGUUCGAGGGUGCCUCCAUCAAGACCGUCUCGGGUAUCCGCGGUCAGAUCAAGCGCGCACUCGCCAAGCCCGACGGCCACUUCCGUGCCACCUUUGAGGACAAGAUCCUGCUCAGCGACAUUGUCUUCUUGCGCGCGUGGUACCCCAUCAAGCCGCACCGUUUUUACAACCCGGCCACCAACCUGGUCGGCUGGCAGAGCAUGCGUCUCACGGGCGAGGUCCGCCGCGACCAGAACAUCGCCACGCCGCUCGACAAGAACUCGCAGUACCGCAAGAUCGAGCGCGAGACCCGUCGGUUCAACCCUCUCCGUGUGCCGCGUGCCCUCGCGGCCGAGCUGCCCUUCAAGUCGCAGAUCAUCCAGACCAAGAAGCAGAAGAAGGAGACGUACAUGCAGAAGCGUGCGGUCGUCGUCCGCGGCGAGGAGAAGAAGGCGCGCGAUCUCAUGCAAAAACUCACGACGAUCCGCAAGGAGGUGGUGGAGAAGCGCAAGGCCAAGAAGGCGGAGCAGCACGAGAAGUACAAGAAGAGCCUGGAAGAGGCCGAGGAGCGGAUCAAGAGCAAGGAGAAGAAGGAGAAGAAGGCGUAUUGGGAAAGGGAGGGUAAGAAGCGUGGUCCUAGCGGCGACCAGGGUGGUGGUGGUAAGAGGAGGAGGUAAAUGAUGUUGUUGUCGUCAAGGGGAAAAUAAUUGCUUGUUUGUUUCAGUCAUCAUUGUCAUCAUCAUCACCUGGGUUCACUUUUGGGAGUACUACUACUACUGUAUAUAGAGAGGCAUCCACAUCCAUCGAUCCAUACCCGGGAAAGAAAUUGUUUCUUUUUUGCUAGCA